Messenger RNA from Pteropus alecto (black flying fox), 2628 nucleotides. RefSeq names its product Ral GEF with PH domain and SH3 binding motif 1 (gene RALGPS1). Gene Ontology annotation, molecular function: guanyl-nucleotide exchange factor activity. Bases 658 to 2517 code for a protein of 619 amino acids. Gene Ontology annotation, biological process: positive regulation of GTPase activity; Ras protein signal transduction. NCBI's taxonomy places the organism in Eukaryota, Metazoa, Chordata, Mammalia, Chiroptera, Pteropodidae. The record is from RefSeq and is a predicted model, not a curated record. The transcript is spliced from 19 exons. Gene Ontology annotation, cellular component: plasma membrane.
UCAUGGCCCGAAGUGGCUGCUGGAACUCUAGUCUUUGCACCUGCAUUCCAGCUUUCGAGGGCUACUUUCAAUGAAUUGCACAUGACUCUUUUUUCAUCUCAUUGGUCUGAUUGUGGUCAUGUGGCCACACCUAGCAGUAAGGGAAGCUUGGAAAUAUGAUGUGUAUUCAGAAAGCCAUGCAUCCUCCUAAAAACCAGAAAUUCUUUUACAGAAGAAGAAGGGGAGGAUGGCUGUCGGGGGCCAGCCUCACCAUUACUGGCCAUGCUUAACAGUUUUAUUGGCUGUGGAGCCUCAGUAUAGUUGAAGCGGAGCCCAGUAUUACAUGGAUUAUAAAUGGCCGAACCUUCAAAAUUUAUCGUAAAGCACUAAUUUAUUAAUCCCAUAUGGUGCUUGGGUGAAAGCAGGAAAAUAUAUGAAUGACCGACAAGCGACUUUGUUGCUAAUUACACAGGAAGUUGAUUCAUGAGACGUGAGGAGUUGCACAGCAGCAAGGGAAGGAAUGAGUAUUACGUUGUUGGGCAUUUGGAUUUCAACGCUGAAAAGAAUCGAUACGCUUAACCACAUACUGCAGUGGAGUCUCGACGAGUUUGAGGACUUCUGCAGACAGGUUAUGUCACCGUCGGAGGCUGCCCUGAAGCUCCCUGUGGCCCGGAGACUAUGUACAAGAGGAAUGGUCUGAUGGCUAGCGUGUCGGUCACCUCCGCCACUCCACAGGGCAGCAGCAGCUCCGACUCUCUGGAGGGCCAGAGCUGCGACUAUGCCAGCAAGAGCUACGACGCUGUCGUCUUCGACGUCUUGAAAGUGACCCCUGAGGAGUUUGCUAGUCAGAUCACAUUAAUGGACAUACCCGUGUUUAAAGCCAUCCAGCCAGAGGAACUAGCCAGCUGUGGAUGGAGUAAGAAGGAGAAACAUAGUCUCGCCCCGAACGUUGUGGCCUUUACCCGGAGGUUUAACCAGGUCAGUUUUUGGGUUGUACGAGAAAUUCUAACAGCACAGACUUUAAAAAUAAGGGCAGAAAUCCUGAGCCAUUUUGUGAAAAUAGCCAAGAAACUUCUAGAACUCAACAACCUUCAUUCUCUCAUGUCUGUGGUGUCGGCAUUACAAAGUGCACCCAUCUUCAGGCUGACAAAAACCUGGGCUCUUUUGAAUCGGAAAGACAAGACCACCUUUGAGAAACUGGACUACCUGAUGUCGAAAGAAGACAAUUACAAGCGGACUCGGGAGUAUAUCCGAAGCCUGAAGAUGGUCCCCAGCAUCCCGUAUCUAGGGAUCUAUCUUCUGGAUUUGAUCUACAUCGAUUCUGCAUAUCCUGCCUCAGGCAGCAUCAUGGAAAACGAACAAAGAUCCAAUCAGAUGAACAAUAUUCUCCGAAUAAUUGCUGAUUUACAAGUUUCCUGCAGCUACGAUCACCUCACGACCCUGCCCCACGUGCAGAAGUACCUGAAGUCUGUGCGCUACAUCGAGGAGCUCCAGAAGUUUGUGGAAGACGACAACUACAAACUGUCACUCAGAAUUGAACCGGGAAGCAGCUCUCCGAGACUCGUUUCUUCCAAGGAAGACCUUGCAGGCCCCUCUGCCGGCUCCAGCUCCGCAAGGUUCAGCCGGCGGCCCACCUGCCCUGACGCAUCCGUUGCUGGCAGCCUCCCCACACCCCCGGUCCCAAGGCACAGGAAGAGCCACAGCCUGGGCAACAAUAUGAUGUGUCAGCUGAGUGUAGUGGAGAGUAAAAGCGCGACAUUCCCGUCGGAGAGAGCGAGGCACCUGCUGGACGACAGCGUCCUGGAGUCCCGCAGCCCCCGCAGGGGCCUCGCCCCCACCUCGCCCUCCGCUGUCACCAACGGACUCUCCCUAGGCAGUAGUGAGAGCUCAGAGUUUAGUGAAGAGAUGUCUUCAGGGCUGGAAAGCAGGGGACGUCUCUACGCCACUCUGGGGCCCAACUGGCGGGUUCCAGUUCGGAAUUCUCCGAGAGCCCGGAGCUGCGUCUACAGCCCCACCGGCCCGUGCAUCUGUGCGCUGGGCGGCUCGGCGGCCGUGCCCACCAUGGAGGGGCCUCUGCGGAGGAAAACUCUGCUCAAGGAAGGACGGAAGCCGGCGCUGUCCUCGUGGACCAGGUACUGGGUCAUACUCUCAGGAUCCACCCUCCUGUACUACGGAGCCAAGUCCUUGCGGGGAACGGACAGAAAACACUAUAAAUCCACACCUGGCAAAAAGGUCUCCGUCGUGGGCUGGAUGGUGCAGCUGCCUGACGACCCCGAGCACCCGGAUAUCUUCCAGCUGAAUAACCCCGACAAAGGCAAUGUUUACAAGUUCCAGACUGGUUCUCGGUUUCAUGCAAUACUGUGGCACAAGCAUUUGGACGAUGCGUGUAAAAGCAACAGGCCUCAGGUAAAGUCCCCAGAAUCUUGCUUGUCACCUGAAAUAAAUACCCUCUCCCACCCUUGCUUGGGACUAAGGGUCCUUCCCUCAGAGCCUAAGCUGAGCUCCCAGGCUCCCUCUUUGGUCAGCCUUUUCCCAUGAGACUGGGCGCCCCCUGCUCAGCUGAGAACAAAGCCCCCGUCCCUGUGUCUUGCCCACUGAUGGAAAGCCACGGAAAUAUCCAUCGGGGACAGUGAGGUGGCAGGUGCAGUA